This is a messenger RNA of Eremothecium gossypii ATCC 10895, 1290 nucleotides long. RefSeq names its product mannose-6-phosphate isomerase PMI40 (gene PMI40). Lineage: Eukaryota; Fungi; Ascomycota; Saccharomycetes; Saccharomycetales; Saccharomycetaceae. The record is from RefSeq and is marked provisional. The transcript has a single exon. Gene Ontology annotation, molecular function: mannose-6-phosphate isomerase activity; zinc ion binding. Gene Ontology annotation, cellular component: cytosol. Gene Ontology annotation, biological process: carbohydrate metabolic process; GDP-mannose biosynthetic process. The coding region runs from base 1 to 1290 and encodes 429 amino acids.
AUGAGUGCAAAGCUAUUUAGAUUAGACGCCGGCUACCAGCAAUACGACUGGGGUAAGAUUGGCUCCUCUUCUGCAGUCGCGCAAUAUGCAGCGAACUCGGACCCAUCUGUGCAGAUCGAGGAAGACAAGCCGUAUGCAGAGUUGUGGAUGGGCACCCACCACAAGGUACCAUCGCGUCACCACGAUACCAAGGUGGCACUCAGCGACCUGAUCGCAGCAAACCCGGAAGGCAUGCUCGGUUCAGGAAAUGUGGAAAAGUUCCAUUCCAGGAAGGACUUGCCGUUUUUGUUCAAGGUCUUAUCCAUCGAAAAGGUGCUUUCGAUCCAAGCGCAUCCAGAUAAGAACCUCGGGCGCCGGUUGCACAUACAAGAUCCGAAGAAUUACCCGGAUGACAACCACAAGCCGGAGAUGGCCAUUGCCAUCUCCGAUUUCGAAGGCUUCUGUGGGUUCAAACCGCUUGAGGAGUUGGCGGAGGAGCUGCAGCGGAUCCCGGAAUUCCGCAGUCUGGUGGGCGAGGACAUCGCAGCCCAAUUUUGCGCUGGCAUCAAAGUAGGCGCACAGGAGGGAUCCGAGGAGGACAAGUCCAACAGAAAGUUGUUGCAGAGCGUGUUUUCCAAUGUCAUGAAUGCCUCCGAUGACGUUAUUGCGUCCCACGCCCGCCAUCUGGUGGAGCGCGCCAAGCAGUCACCUGCGGACUUCAACAACGAGACUCUUCCCGCCCUGAUCCUCAGACUGAACGAACAAUUCCCAGAAGACGUCGGUUUGUUCUGUGGCUGCCUGAUGCUGAACCACUGUGUCUUGAAGGCGGGCGAGUCCAUCUUCCUAAGAGCGAAGGACCCACACGCUUAUAUCACCGGCGACAUCAUUGAGUGUAUGGCGGCAUCCGACAACGUGGUCAGAGCUGGCUUCACUCCGAAGUUCAAGGACGUGAAAAACCUGGUCGAGAUGCUAACAUACAGCUAUGACUCUGUUGAGGACCAGAAAAUGAAGCUACUGCCUUUCGCUAGGUCCUCGGGCUCCGGUGACAGCAUUCUAUACAACCCUCCAAUUGAGGAGUUUGCAGUUUUGCAAACGAACUUCCACGGCAGCACCGGUACUCAUCACUUCGACGGUUUGGAUGGGCCAUCAAUCGUCAUUACCACCAACGGGAGUGGCUACAUCCAAUCAGGAGAUGUUAGGUUGAAGGCGGAAGCCGGCUAUGUGUUCUUUAUUGCCCCACACGCGGAAGUUGACCUUCAGACGGAGGAUUCAAACUUCACCACCUAUAGAGCGUUCGUGGAGCCUAACUAA